AUGUCAACGUUCCGCGACGACGAUCCUACGGCCAAGAAUUACGACACGUUCCGGGACUGCCUCGCCUCCGCCAUCCUCCCGCGUCUAGCCGCUCCUUCCGCGAAGCCGCGUGGACGCCGGGCCCGUCAGCGACCCCGCCGCCGGCAAAAGGAGCGAUCCACUGCUACCGCCCCGACAGUGUCCGGGGUCGGCCAAAGCACCGCAGCCGAAGACCUAGCCGAAUUCAUCGACUACGUCGCCACCGAAACCUUUGCCUCCCUCCCCGAAGAACUCCGCACCCUCACCUACCACACCUGGACCACCUCCUCCUCCUCCUCUUCCUCCCAAACCCCCUCGAAUCCGAAUACCCCUCCCCUCACCGGCCAAGACACAGCCGACCGCAUCCUCCCUUCCCUGGACCCCUCGGUCGAAUCCUCCCUCUCCACCUACGGCGUCGCGCCCCCGCCGCAGACCCCGCACGAGUUCCUCGCCCCCGUGGUGACGGCCUACCUGCGCGCCGUGGGCGCCACCCCGCCCCCGGCCCCGCGCACCACCAAGGCCGACGCCGCCGGCUGCGAAAUGUGCGGCCGCGACUGGGUCGUCCGCCGCGGCUGGCACCCCAAGGAGAGCCUCGAAAACGUCGCGUGGCUGUGCGGCGCCUGCCACCGCUUCGUGCACGCCUUUGCCGGCCACGAGGAGCUCGCGCGCGAGUACUAUACCGUCGAGAGGCUCAUGGCGCAGGAUAAGGUGAGGGAGUGGGCGGAGUGGGCGGGGAAGUUGAGGUGGAAGAAGAGGUGA
Parascedosporium putredinis is the source of this 777-nucleotide messenger RNA. The record is from the annotation of a GenBank genome assembly. NCBI's taxonomy places the organism in Eukaryota, Fungi, Ascomycota, Sordariomycetes, Microascales, Microascaceae.